GUGCGGGUGCCGAAGGACUCGGCUCCGCCGGGUCCCGCUGCGUGGCAACCGGAAAGUCCCUGCGCCGCCCCGGAAGGCGGGAGGGCGGAGCUGGGGCUGCGGGCGCGGCCGGGACCCGGUCACCCUCCGGCGGCCACGCAGGCUGCCCCAGUGACCCGGGACACCACCGGGUGCUGCGCGGCGUCCGGAGGCCUGCGGCAGGCUGCCCCCCGGGCCGCCGAGAUGCCCGUGGCAAUGGGAGACGUCAUGAGGCUGCUGGGCUCCAUUUCCGAGGAGAAGAAAAUGAGAGCGGCCGUCAAACACUCCGGGCGGGGCGCUGUGGUCACCGGCGCCGUGGCCUUCGUCGGUGGCUUGCUUGGUGGCCCCCCAGGACUAGCUGUUGGGGGCGCCGUCGGGGGGCUCUUGGGGGCCUGGAUGACGAGUGGGCAGUUCCAGCCUGUCCCUCAGAUCCUCAUGGAGCUGCCGCCCACUGAGCAGCAGAAGCUGCUCCGUGAGUUCACGGCCAUCGUCAGGGGCCUGGACGGGAUGGACGCGGUGCAGCUGGUCGCUCUGGUCAUGGGCAGCGAGGCGCUGAAGGAGCAGCUGCUGGCCAUGCUGGUGGGCUACGUCACCAGGGAGCUCGGGGCCGAGGUGCGCUACGGCGAUUAGCCCCUCGGGACGUGGGCUGUCGCCGGAGGGCCCUGGGGGCUGGGGUGCCCCACCCCACCCUGUGUUACCUUCAGCCGCCGAGAGCCUCCUGCGGGGGAGGCCCGGCUGUGCCGGAUCCUGGUUGGACAACACAGAUGAGGAAGUCCUGUGGCGUGGCCGCGUGGGGCCUGUUGUCUGAGCCCACCCUCCUGCCCUGGGGUCCGGAGGGAGGUGGCAAUGGGCAGCAGCCGCUCAUCUGCGAAGGUGACCUCUGACCCGGGAAUGUGCGGCAGGGCUGGGCACACCUCCAGGCCCCGGGUCCCAGGACACGGCAGCCGGCCCCACUGGAACCAUGGGGACCCCCUGAGUGAGCCCCUCCCCCAGUCUCGUCCAAGGGGCCUCUGGGAGGGAAAUGCCCAGGGCACCUGCCCUUCUCCCACCUGCCGGGUCCCACCCAGUACUGCUUUUCCGGGUCGCUGCUUGCAGCAGAAGGUGCCACCGCUCUCCCUAAAGGCGUCGGGUCCCAGGCCACCUCUGAGAAGUGGGCACCCGAACGUCCCCACACACUGGGCACCCCCACACCGAGAACCACACCGGCCU
Phyllostomus discolor (pale spear-nosed bat) is the source of this 1227-nucleotide messenger RNA. Its product is annotated as protein C19orf12 homolog. The transcript has 3 exons. NCBI's taxonomy places the organism in Eukaryota, Metazoa, Chordata, Mammalia, Chiroptera, Phyllostomidae. Bases 223 to 648 code for a protein of 141 amino acids. The record is from RefSeq and is a predicted model, not a curated record.